Molecule: messenger RNA, 8719 nt
Organism: Cydia fagiglandana
Lineage: Eukaryota; Metazoa; Arthropoda; Insecta; Lepidoptera; Tortricidae
Gene: Tnks
Product: poly [ADP-ribose] polymerase tankyrase
Exons: 24
Coding region: 175-3645 (1156 amino acids)
Cellular component (GO): nucleus; cytoplasm
Molecular function (GO): protein binding; NAD+ poly-ADP-ribosyltransferase activity
Source: RefSeq, a predicted model, not a curated record
AAGACGGGGUAAUGUGGUCUACAACAGAGCAACACUGAAAAGUAGUUGUCAAAAAAAAAUAAGCAAAGAACUUGGCAGCUGUAGCGAAAUACGUGUUUUUAUUCGAUAAAUUAGCGAAAAUGGCAGUGUAAAACGACGGUGAAUGCAUAACUAAAUGUGCAACGUGUAAUCAUAAUGUCGAGCCGUCGUUCGAUACUCGGUUCGACACUGGACGCUCUACCCGCGCCCACGGAUCCACUUCGCGAAUUGUUUGAAGCUUGCAAAACUGGUGAUGCUGCGCGAGUAAAAAAGUUAAUUACUCCACAAACGGUGAAUGCCAGGGACACAGCUGGUAGAAAAUCUACUCCGCUACACUUCGCUGCAGGUUAUGGUCGCCGAGAAGUGGUAGAGCUCCUAAUAGGUGCUGGGGCAGCACUACAGGCCCGAGACGACGGCGGGCUCCAACCAUUACACAAUGCAUGCUCCUUUGGUCAUGCUGACGUUGUCCGGGCACUGCUGAGUGCUGGCGCGGCACCGGCAGCCAGGGAUAAUUGGGGAUAUACACCGCUGCACGAGGCAGCUGCCAAGGGGAAGGUUGAUGUUUGUAUUGCACUGCUACAACAUGGUGCGGACCCGAACAUCAGAAAUACGGAAGGAAAGACGCCCUUGGAUCUGGCAGAUUCUGCCACCAGGCCUGUUCUUACUGGCGAGUACUGCGCAGCAGAAGUGUUAGAAGCAGCGCGUUCAGGCGCCGACGAGCGGCUCGCGGCGCUUCUAACCCCUCUGAACGUCAACGUGCACGCUGGUGAUGGUCGCCGCUCUACCCCCUUACACCUGGCUGCUGGGUAUAAUAGAGCGCGGGCAGUGCGGUUGUUACUGCAGAGAGGUGCGGACACGCACGCUAAAGACAAGGGUGGCUUGGUGCCUCUUCACAACGCCUGUUCAUACGGGCACUAUGAAGUUACGGAGCUGCUAGUCCGCGCUGGUGCCGACGUCAACGCUACAGACCUGUGGGCCUUCACACCGCUACAUGAGGCCGCGAGCAAGGCGCGGCUAGAGGUGUGUUCUCUCCUGCUAAGCGAAGGCGCGGACCCCACACUUCUAAACUGCCACGGCAAGUCCGCUCUAGACGUGGCGCCGACCCGAGAACUGCAGGAGCGGCUAGCGUUUGAAUACCGAGGACAUUGCUUGUUAGAGGCGUGUCGUUUGGCGGAGCCGGCCAGAGUAAAAAAACAGUUGUCAUCGCUCAACAAUCCACCUGUGAACCCGGAGAGUUCCCCGUCGAGCCCGGCCGGGGGCUCCGUGGCCGGCGCGGCGGAGGCGCUGGCCAACUUCCAGCACGCGGCCAGCGGCGACCGCCCGCUGCACGCCGCCGCCGCCAGCGUCUACCCCAAGCGGAAACAGGUGAUGGAGAUGUUAAUAAGAAAGGGCGCCCGAGUCAAUGAGAAGAACAAGGAGGGACAGACGCCUCUACACAUAGCCACAGAGCAUUCGCACCUGGACGCCAUGGACCUUUUGUUACGACACGGUGCGAAGGUGAACGCGAUGGACGGGCGCGGUAUGAGCGCGCUGUCGCUGGCGGCGCGCGCGGACGCGGCGGCGGCGUGCCGGCUGCUGCUGGCGUGCGGCGCGCACGCGCAGGAACCCAGCUACCCCGCGCCCAUGGACGCAUGCGCGAACGCGGCGGCCCUACGUCUGCUAGAAGCGGCUCGGACGGGCGACGUGGAGGCGGCGCGAGCGGCUCUGGACGCGCGGCCGCGACUCGUCAACUGCAGAGACGUCGACGGCCGCCACUCCACCCCGCUACACUUCGCGGCCGGGUACAAUAGGUUACCACUUGCUCAACUACUAUUACAAAGAGGCGCCGAUGUCCAUGCGAAGGACAAAGGCGGCCUCGUCCCCCUCCACAAUGCGUGUUCAUACGGGCACUACGAAGUGACCGAGCUACUGGUGUCGUGCGGCGCCGGAGUGAACGCGGCGGAUCUGUGGCGGUUCACGCCGCUACACGAGGCCGCGGCCAAGGGCAAGGCGGACAUCGUGCGGCUGCUGCUCAAGCACGGCGCGGACCCGACGCGACGGAAUCGAGACGGACUGACGCCCCUACAACUAGUCCGGAGUGGAGACUCCGACACGGCCGACGCGCUGCGCGGCGACGCGGCGCUGCUCGACGCGGCCAAGCGCGGCGAGCUGGCGAGAGCUAGGAAAUUAAUAACACCACAGAACGUGAAUUGUAGAGACGCUCAUGGAAGGAAUUCCACACCACUACACCUUGCCGCCGGCUACAACAACUUAGAAGUCGCCGAGGCGCUCCUGGAGGCCGGCGCGGCAGUCUCAGCGCGUGACAAGGGAGGCCUAGUACCACUCCACAACGCCGCCUCCUAUGGACACUUGGAGUUGGCUGCGUUGUUACUACGGGCCGGUACGCCGCCGAACGCCGCCGAUAGAUGGGGCUUUACUCCGCUACAUGAGGCGGCGCAUAAGGCGCGCACACAGCUGUGCGCGUUACUGCUGGCCCACGGCGCCGACCCGUAUCUCAAGAACCAAGAAGGGCAGACGGCCCUCGACCUGGCCGGGGCCGAGGAUGUCCGCUCCCUACUGCAGGACGCCAUGACGUCCGCCACACGGGCUCCGCCGGCCGCGCCGCCCGCCGCGCCGCUGCCGCCGCCGCAGCUGCCCGUCCUGCUGCCUAGUGGGGAUACCGUGCCGCUGCCGCUACCUGUGGUGCCAAGCAACUACUGGGCGGAGGGCUCCCGAGGCAGUUUAGAGGACGCGGCAGGCCGACCUGCCUCGGCUCUGUCUACGUCGGAAUCUUUACAAACUUUCCUGUCGAGUAUCGGCCUGGAGCAGCUAGCUCCAGUGUUAGAACGGGAGCAAAUCACAGUAGAUAUUUUAUCUGAAAUGUGUCACGAAGAUCUCAGAGCCGUGGGCGUAGCGGCCUACGGGCAUAGACAUAGGCUGCUGAAGGCGGCGCGACAGUCUGCGCAGGCGGCGUCAGAAUGGUACGGCGGCACGACGCUAGUCGACGUGACGCCGACUUCGAGCGACGAGUGCGGCGAGAGCGAGCACGCGAUAGUCGAGAGGGAGAUGCAGGCUUCCGUGCGAGAGCACCGAGACCAGGCGGGCGGGAACUACUCACACUAUAAUGUAGUCAGGAUACAAAAGAUAGUGAACGGCCGGCUAUGGGAGCGCUACCAGCACCGGCGGCGAGAGGUGGCCGCUGAAGCAGGUGGCGCCAACGAGCGCAUGCUGUUCCACGGGUCGCCCUUCAUCAACGCCAUUGUACAGAAAGGCUUCGACGAGAGACACGCCUACAUCGGUGGCAUGUUCGGCGCGGGCAUAUACUUCGCGGAGCACUCUUCCAAAAGCAACCAAUACGUGUACGGUUUCGGCGGCGGCUCCGGGUGUCCCGCGCACAAGGACCGCAGCUGUUACCUGUGUCACAGACAACUCCUCCUGUGCCGCGUGACGCUCGGGCGGGCGUUCCAGCUGUCAGCGGCGCUGAAGAUGGCGCACGCGCCGCCCGGCCACCACGCCGUGUCGGGCCGCCCCACGCAGGGCGGCCUCUGCUACCCCGAGCACGUGGUGUACCGGGGGGAACAGGCUUACCCAGAAUACCUAAUAACGUAUCAAAUAGUCGGCGGCGAGGGCAACACGGGCGCAGUGUAAAUACCAAGUAUUUCUACCUGGUACCAAGUACCUAGUGCGACCUAGUAUACCUAUAGUCUGUAUCUUUAGGUACUUAAAUAAAAGUAAACAAAUCAUUUGUACACUUUCGGGUAGUUAUAACAUUAAGGCACACUUGCACCAACCGACAAACCCGGGGUUAAGCGCUUAAACCGUUAACCUAAUGUCAAAUUGUACUGGUAACCAUGGCAACUCCAGGUUUAACCGGUCAACCCUAGAUUAGUAGAAUGGUGCAAGUGGCCCUUAUUGAUUAACCAAUCAAAUACAAAAUCACUUGGAUCUUUCACUGAACAACCUACAUUAUUUAAUCAUGUAAUGUUUAAAAUCUACCCUCAACUGGCUUAAGAAGCCAUUUGAGGGUAGAUUUUGUUUACUCUUUUUUUAAAUACCUAAAGAUACGGACUAUAAAUGAAAAUAUUUUUGAAUAUUGUUUAGUUGAAACUGUUUAGAUUAGAAAUGGACUAAUGUGUCGUUUUCAAACAAAAGGUACCAGUUUUUUAGGUUGUCAAUAUGCAAUUAAAAAUCUUCUUGACAACUGUGAUGCCUUUUUGCCAAAAAAAACUUCGCGAAUUAUUGUCUUCAUUUGUCCAACUGUUGGACAAAAGAUAUACAGGGUGGCAAAAAAUAAGUGCAUUCCCGUUGCCAGGGAGGUUUUGGGAUUAUACUGAGCAACUUUGACUAUGGGACCAACCCCAGGCGUGGCUCACUCCGCGAUUUCGCCGCUUUACCACAGGUAGCUAAAAGUACAUCCGUUCGACCCCAAUUUUGGGGUUUGCCAUAAGCCACGCGUGGCGCUGUCGCCACCUAGCGGCCAUAUCUGUGCUGAUCGUGACAGACGCGUUUUGUUAGAUAGUGAGUCUUCUGUACCUAGUACUAUUAAUAUUCUAUGCCAACCCCGAAAUCGGAAAAAAAUUGUAUGCUCCCAUAGAAAAUGGGCCAGCCAAAAUGUAUAUAACAGGCAAUUUUUUUUUCGCGAAUUCGGGGUUGGUCCCAUAGUAAAAGUUGCUCAGUAUAAUCCCGAAACCUCCAUAGCAACGGGAAUGCAGUUAUUUUUAGCCAACCUGUAGAGUACGGAUAGAUACGUGGCUUUCCAUCAGAGAACGGUCCUUAUGCAGUUGGAGCAUAACGACCCUUUAGGCAUGGAACGCCACAUAACCAUUUGACUGUUCGAACGACUUUGAAAUUCGGCUUUAACCCUAUGUUGUCAACAAAAUAAUCAUGUUCGAAUCUAACCCCCUUAUUCAUAAACGCGCUACAAAGAUAUCGUAGUACAGAUGGCGUAUUAUUGGCUUAUUUAGUUCUGAAUAUACUUAUUCGGGCAUAACAUAACGAAACUGUUAUUAAAAAGGUAAAGCCUUGAUUACCUAGCGCUUUACUGAUGUAGUGCAUAAUUGAAGGGAUGUUUAUGUUGCAGUCAAAAGUGUGAACUGGUCAAAAGAACUUUUAACCGACAAAAACAGGCAAAACUGCUUUUGACUGAGCAUGUUGGUCAAAGUAGUUUUACCUGAAAAUCAUACCUAUUUCUGGCAGCAGUUUCGUUUUUAGGGCGUAGCAAAAAAAAAUUACCCUAACCUACCUAUCUCUGGGAACAGUUUCGUUUUUUGUGCGUAGCAAAAAAAAAAUAACCCUAACCUACCUAUCUCUGCGAGUACUUUUGACUGAUAGUAACAGUCACAAUUACUAUGAACCAAUGAUUUUCAGGUAAAACUACUUUUGACCAACAUGCUCAGUCAAAAGCAGUUUUGCCUGUUUUUGUCGGUUAAAAGUUCUUUUGACCAGUUCACACUUUUGACUGCGACAUUUAUAAAAACAACCUAACUGCUUAGAGCGGUUGACACUUUUUUAAGAACAUUGUUAAUCGUUUCAGGUGUCUGACUGACUGACUUUGACUAAACUAGCAUGACAAAUACGAACGUUUCCGAGAAAAUACGAUAGAAAACAAUUAUGCACCACAUCUGUACUCAUCUUGUAGUGUUUCCAAAUCUGGAUUUUCCUCUUUAUAAGGUUGUGUAUAUUGUUAUUAAUUGUAUAUAUUGAGAAAAUCAGGUAUAGUCGCACCAAUAAAAUUCUGCAGCGGAUUUGAUAGCCCACGCAGUGUAAGUGUUAUUUAUACGUCAUAAUUUCAUAGAAGUUUGACGUUGGAAAUGACACUUGCACUGCGUGGGCUAUCAAAAUCGCUGCAGACUUUAUACGGUCUGACUUCGAAUUACCAGUACUGUACCAACUAAUUAAAAUUUAUGGUCAUUAAACGAAACGCCGAUACGCUAUUAAAUUGUUACUAACAAAAUAAGUCUAAGGACUCUAAGGAUAUGGGGAUGUCCUGCAUAUAAAAUCUAUUGCUAGAAAGAUCGUCAUGGCAAGAACUUACAUCAUAGACUAGGAAUCCUCUAGACCGAGUUUAGAGCAAUUAUUUAGGGGGUAGCGCGACUAUGCUGAGUCUGGUGGAUGUUUUGUCUGUGACUUACAUACACAUGAGGUAUGGCAUCUUUUCAAAAGGGCUUAUUUUAAAGCAUGUUAGCCCUUGUUUCUCCGUAAUGAUUUAAUGGCUGCUGUAAACAAUCUAAUGUAUCUAUAAUAAACUAGCCUAUUUGUAAAAUAUAUAUACCACUUCGGUGUUACCGUAUUUCGUUACAGUUAAUAUUAAAAAUUACUUUUUCAAGUCUAUUGGCUUUGUUCUUUUUUUAGACUAUCGAGUCCAAAAACAUAAUUAAAUGUGUCAAUUUUAUUUUUCAAAACGAAAUAUAACAUUUUAUUCUGUUUAUUUUUAACUGAAUAAUAUAUCAGUUGUAAAAUAAAAUGUUAAAAUUGUAAUCGUUACUCAAAAUCUGCCCACACAUGUUUUGUAUAAAUAUUUUACAAUUCACAAUAAUUCUUUGAUGGUGGUAAUAUCACGGGUGGUCUAAGUCCUGUGCACACUGGAUGCGUGUGCAUAAACGUGCACGUAAUCGUUGUAAUCUACAGAGCCUUGUGAGAGAUGGCACACCGCUUGCGUGCACGGCUCCAACAUUUUAGCGCACGUGCACCACGUCUACGCACACGCAACCGGUGUGGUCUGGCCUUUAAGACGAAACAGGAGCUGAGUUUUAAAUAUUUUUUGUAAAUAAGAAAUAUACCCGUCUCGCUAACGGAAGCGGCUCCUAAAACUAGUGCGAUAAGGACAAGGCGAAAAAUCCCAAAAAUCGAGGUUUCGUACUCGACUGUUUCGUCCUCCAAAACUUAACCAAUCGUAACCAAAUUUGGAAAUCUAAAUGAUUAUGUCGGACCGUUUUGGCUUUUUUGGCUAAUUGAUAUCAUGCAGUUUUGAAUACUACGCCUCUCAUUGCGGCAUAGUCAAUGAGGCCAUUUUUGAAGGGCUCUAGCGCCUUAAAAAACAAAAAUAUCAAAAAAAGCAAAACGGUCCGACGCAGAUAUUGCCAAUAUUAAUCUGUGUUGAAAAAAUCAUUGCUCUAGCAUCAAAACCCACGGAGGAAACAGUCGAUUACGUUUGUAUGGAGAAAUGACCACUCCUGUUGGCUCUUAAAUUUCGAGUUCGCUCUAAGCAGAUCGAAGGAGCAAGAAUUCAAAAAUUUGAACAUUUACAAUGCAUUUGUAAAACUAAAACGAACAUGUCUCGAACUUUGUUGAGGAGAAAGAUCGAUAGUAUCAAAUUACUAUCCAGAAAAAAAUUUAAAUAAGAAGUCAAAAAAAUAUUGUACUAUUCAAAAUUUCCAUAGUAUGGAAGGAAUAUCUUGCAUAAUAUUAACAAUGAUGUUGCACCGUUGUUUUCAUUGUUGUAUUUGAAAUUGUAAGAUCGGUUUUUCUUCGAAACGCAUUAUUUUUAAAGUUAUUUAUUAUAUGCAAUUAAUCGCAUUCAUUUUUCCCAGAUUAAAAAAGGACUCUCUUUAAAUAGGACUCUGUCUCUAUCUAUAUAUAUCCUCUAUAUAGAAAGUAGUUGAAAAUAUACAUACAUUUCUUUAUGCUAAGCGUAAGAAAUAUAUUAUACAGUUCCGACUGUCACGACUUGGCCAAACAUUAUAUUAUUAUGUAUUUGUUAUUGGGAUUAAAAUCUGCCAAUUGUUAUCAAGUCUGUAAUGGUUUAUAUAUUCUUAUUAUUAGUUAAAUUCACAAAAAGUAUAAAGUAUACAGCAGUGAUAAAAAAUAAACAUAAUGGUUGACUGGUAGAGAAUGCCUUUAGGCAUUAAGUCCGCCAUUUGUACAUUUUUCCUGUUUGUGCAAUAAAGUUUAAAUAAAUAAACAAAUAUUGAAGCACUUUUUGUUCCAGUUCUUAAUUACAUAAAAAAAUAAUUUGGUUAGUUGUUUUUAACUCCAAACCAACCUAGAAGUGGCGACUUAAAAGACCUGCGCACACCGGAUGGCGCGUAGACUGCACGUGCGCGUUGUAAUAUACAGAUCCUUAUGAGAGACGGCACACCGCUUGCGUGUCGUGUGCGUGCACGGUUCCAACAUUUUAGCGCACGUGCACGUCUACGCACGCAGCGGGUAUGCUCUGGCUUUUAUGAUUGCAGCGCCAUCUGCGUUAGGUUUUUAAUUAAUAAUAAUAUAAUAAUUUAGCCUAUAUACGUCCCACUGCUGGACACAGAACUCUCAUGUGCGAGAAAGCUUGGGCUAUAGUCCCCACGCUAGUCCAAUGCGGAUUGGGAACUUCGCUUGGCUUAUUGAAAAAAAAAUUGCAACCUUAUUUUGGCUGAAUCUCUAUUGUUUCCCAAAAAGUUUUAAAUCAUCCGCAUUUUCGUUAGUCAUAAUUUGUUUGGUUCGGAAACGAUUAACUUUUCAGGAUUGCCAUAAAACAAACCUAACCUAACCUAUCUAUAGGAUAACCUUACGAAAAUCCUGAAAAGUUAACGGUUUCAGUUUUACGACUAAUGAUAAUAUGACAAACAAUACAUUUGACUUAAAACUAUGUCAAACAAAGGGACACCUAUUUUGGCUAUUUGCGAGAAAUUGCAUAUAGUAAAGCGUUGUUUUGGUAAUUUAUCGAUAUGUGUAUAUACGCGUUCAUAGUGUAGCAAUUUAGGAGGUAAGGGAUGGAAAAAUACAUUUUGAAUUUUUAUUUUAA